UUCUGACGUUUCGUGUCGGAUUUGUGAAAGAGGUGGAUCGCCAGUUUUUUGUUCGACACGAAGAUAAAAACACUCAAUUAAAAUAUCACAUAUAGUGUAAUUAAAUCAAUGCAAUUGUGUUCACAGUUUUGAUUAUGAAACCUUUAAUAGAUUUCGAUGAGUGCCUCAGAGAUUCGCCGAAAUUUCGAGAACAGCUGGAAACGGAGGAGGCGAGUAUCGACGGCUUGGAGUUGAAGCUCGAUAAAGUUCUCAAGGCAUGUUCAGUCAUGAUAGAUUCAGGAAAAACGUACAUGACUCAUCGAGGUGCUUUCACAAAUGCACUUUGGGACCUGAGUGGUUACUUCUCGGAGGACCCCACGGUGAUAGCCACGCUGAACCGGAUGAUCCAUGCACUGCAGGAAAUGAACAAGUUCCACUCCAUACUCUUGGACCAGGCCUCCAGGACUGUACUCAAGAAUCUCACAGCUUUUAUUAAAGUAGAUAUUAAGGGUGUGAAGGAGAGCAAACACCAUUUCGACAAAAUCUCAAAUGAUCUGGAUCUAGCUUUAAAUAGGAACUCACAGGUGUCAAGACACAAACCGACCGACGUGGAGGAGGCGGUGAAUCUCUUACUGGCCACGCGCUCCUGUUUCCGUCACACGGCGCUCGACCAUGUCCAGAAAAUCACCAUGCUGCAGGCGCGAAAGCGCCACGAGAUAUUGGCCACUUUCCUGUCGUACAUGCAGGCGUGCUGCACGUACUACCACCAGGGCGCCGACUUGUCUGAGGAUCUGGAGCCUUUCCUCAAGUCUACCGCUGACGAGGUGUCAACAAUGCGUAACGACACUAAAAUAUUGGAUAAAGAGAUGGAAAACCGGCAUACAAUCGUGAAUAGUAAGGACAGUGUGUUACCAAGCUGCAAGCCCCCUGAUGGGAACUGUAAAGAUGGACUGCUUAGUACCCCUUGCUUGAAAAGCUUGCCGAAAAUGCAAGGGUAUCUUUUCAAAAGGACUUCAAACGCGUUUAAAACAUGGAAUAGACGCUGGUUCUACUUAUAUGACAACCGAUUAGUCUACAGGAAAAGGACAGGAGAGCUGAAUGUGACAGUGAUGGAAGAGGACCUACGAUUGUGCACGGUGAAGCCGGUACUGGACGGCGAGCGUCGGUUCUGCUUCGAAGUGCUUUCACCCUCCAAGAGCCACAUGCUACAAGCGGAUUCCGAAGAGAUGCUCGCGUCCUGGAUCGCAGCUUUACAGCACGGGAUCCGGUCUGCCAUACAACAAGGUCGCAGCCGCGACGACUCAAGGGUCCAGCACGACGCACCUUCUCUGGAAACCAUGCCUCCUGGCAUGAGGAAGAUCAGGAUAUGGGAGCAACUGCUGAAUAUUCCCGGCAAUAACUUCUGUUGCGACUGCGGCGGCCCCAACCCGCGCUGGGCCAGCAUCAACCUCGGCAUCACACUUUGUAUAGAAUGCUCGGGCAUACAUCGAUCUCUUGGAGUACACGUCAGCAAAGUAAGAUCUCUUACACUCGAUGAUUGGGAACCUGAAAUCAUAAAGGUUAUGGCAGAGCUGGGCAACAAAAUAGUGAAUCUAAUCUAUGAAGCUAACACAGAAGGGAGUACUGUCACCAGAGCAACGCCGGAUUGUGAAACCGCGGUGCGCGAAGCCUGGAUCCGCGCGAAGUACGUGUCGCUGUCGUUCGUGAAGGACAUCACGGCGGCGCGGCUGGACGCGGCCGCCAGCGAGCCGGCGCCGCGCCGCUGCCGCAGCCGCUGGUCCGUGCGCCGCGCCCGCCGCAGAGUCCGUGCUCCGCCAGCAGUCCCUGAAACCAUACCUGACGAAAAAAGUGACGCUAACAGUAACACGAGCGAGAGCUCGACGAAGUCCGGAUCGGGUGAAAACAGCCCGGUUCUUCUCAUCGGGUCAGAGUUGGCCAGUGAGCGGCAGGUUAAUCUCACCCUCAGCCUGCCCUCCGACCACGACUCUACCGAGGGCGAGGAUGAAGACGACCUGGAAGCGGAGGAGAUCUCGUCGCUGUCUGCGCAGGCGGUGCUGUGGCGGGCGGCGCGCGCGCACAACGUGCCGGUGAUGCGCGCCGCGCUGGCCGCGCGCGCCGACGUGCACGCGCCCGGCGCGCGCCGCCGAGUGCCGCUGCACAACGCCGUGCUCAGUGGUUCCGUGAUGGCAUGUUCGUUCCUGCUGCUAAAUGGUAGCAAGCUAAACCCGCAGGACGAGGACGGCAAGACGCCGCUCCACCUCGCCACCGAGGCCGGACACACCGCCCAGGUUGUCCUUUUAUUACGGUACCGAGCAGAUCAGUCAAUAGCGGACCACGAAUCACAGACGCCGUUGGACAUCGCCGUCAGCCACGCUAACGCCGAUAUCGUCACCUUGUUACGGCUAACAAAGCUGAACGAGGAAAUGCGCGAAUCCGAGAUGUCGUCUAACGAUGACACGUAUAACGAGGUGUUCCGCGACUAUACCCAGCUCGCUCACUCGCACCCGGAGCGGCUAGUGCGAGCGAGACACAACAACAACGAGGGAGAACAGCCUAGCGAAUGACGCAGCGGGGCCGCGCGGCGGCGUUGGCUGUGGUAACGACUGAACGGACCGGGCUUGGAUUCCAGCCCCCGUUUUAAGGUUGGGCUAUACCCUCCUAAGGCCUAAGGCCCUACUUAUACUACUUCUUCAGUUCGAUGAAAUUUAAACCAUAUUCAAAUGGAACAGAGUUGCAUUUCUUUUGUUUCGUUAAAUGUUAAAACAAAUAAAAUUCAACCCUAUUUCCUGCACUAUAGGUUCAUAUUGACAAUUUGGGUUUCGCAUUUGUAUGGCUGGGCCUUAAGAGGAUACCGUAGACUAGAGCAAACAGCUUGUGCAUGUAUUACACUCAAACGUUCAUUUAGUAUUUUGACCAUCACGACUAUUUUUAACAUAAUAAAAAAAAUGGCUGCGGCUAUAAAUUCGUCUGUAUGUAUGUUAUUCGAUUAUUAAUCAUGAAUUGUUUUUAUAACACAAAAUAGGAAACCUAUUUGGCAAUGUAAUGUACCCUUAGACCUUAGAGGAUAUAACCAAACGGAGUAGCGAACAGGCGUUCCCCUCUGUCGAAAAUAGACGGCCAUUAGUCAUACAUAUUGUAUGGACUGACGUUUAUCCGACAUGGCUAUUUUUACGUUUCGUAUACAUUUGACGUGCCACUCCCCCAAAAAUCGGCAGACGGUUUUGUACAGAAAAUUACAGGCAAGGCGUCUCCGUUUGGUUAUAUCCUCCAAGAAGGUACAGUCAACUGUAAAAAUAUGUGUGUAGCCAACUUAUUCAUAAAUAUGUCCCAUAGUUCUUAAUUCGCUGACAUAAGAGCUAUGGGACAUAUUUUUGAGAUGAUUUGUGCACCCAUAUUUUUACAGUUGACUGUACCUGAUGUCGUGUAUAGCCGACCGUGGCGUCGGCAAGGUUAAAUUAUGUAUUUUUCUCCAUAGAUCAAAUUGAGCGAUACACAAAAUGGCUUUAAAAAUCUAAUAGUUAACUUAUUAGCUAUGUAUUGCAGUCGCAUUUGGCCGUAUUUUAUAUACGUACCGAUUAGAACACAAUUUCAUUCAGUGUCAUAUUAAGUAUAUCUUAUAAUUUCUUUUGGCGGAAAACUAGAAAAAAUACAAUCUUUAUUGAUUCAUGCUUUAUUUAAGCCAGUGAAUAUAUCAGUCACACGUGAACGCAUCAAAGCUUAUUGCUACAUUUUCAUUUUCAAAAUGCAGGCAACCUAAAUAUGCUUUAAUCUAACAAAAAUGUGCAUACUUAACUUCCUUUUUUUCGUUAUUAUGAUUACAUAAAUUAAUAUACAGUAGUGUAUAAAAUAUAUAUAAAAUCGCUUGUGUAUAUGUUUUAAUCAAAUAUGCGUUGUUGGCAGUAUGUCUUAAAUGGCGGAAAGAGUGUCUAUAGAUUAUUGUCUCAUUUCAAACGUUUGUUUAAAAUAAAUACAAGCUAGGUUUGGCUGUUCGUAAUUAGACUGUGUUAGAAUAUUUAAUAAUAUUGACAUUAAAUUCAUUAUUAUUGUAUGUUUCGAUAUUAUAAUUUUAUCGCAUUCCUUGGUUCCAAAUUGGUAUUUUGAUUUGAUUCUCCAUCUAGCCAUCUGUAUGUGAUCAAAUAACUGUUCAGGAUUUUAGCAUUUCCGUACUAGAAAAAAAAAAUUGAAAAGACCAAUGACCGACCUUUUACGGAAAAUAUUUCGCAAAACGUCAUUGAAUUUACGUUCGUAAACCGGUUUUUACUUUACUUAUACAAAAAAUUCUGAAUGAAAAUUAAGACUUAAGUGAUUAGUUAAUUGCUUCUAAAUGUUGAGUGUUUCGUAUUAAGUACUGAUAUUUUAGAUAAGAUAUGAAAUGCAUUUUGUUAAAAGUAUUAUAUGUUAGUGUAUAUCUUCCAGUUUCCUAGAAACUAACGAAUUUUUUGUAGCGAUCGUAAUUUGAUAUUACAUAUUAUAAGGUGAAUUACUUAUUUCAAUCGGUGCCGCGGUGUCCGUUUAUUAAGAGACCUCAGAGCAUAGUCUAAUAAAACAUGGUCUUCUCCUAGAGUGCCACAAGCCUACGUCACAAUAACAUUGCCACUUUAUAUAGCGCUAUUGCAUAUUAUUAUAUAGCGCUGUCCCAUGAUGACGUAGGCUUGUGUCAGUCACGUGGUCGGAAGAGAGUACCAGGUGGAGUAUAUUAUUAUACCAUGACCUCAGAGCAUAUUGCAUAUUUGAGCGUGAUGCACGUAUAACCUGUGCUAUGUGUGGGGGUAAAGAACUUUCCGACACAACCUCAAUACUAAUCGGCCGGCAUGCCCGAUCUCCUUAUAUUCU
This is a messenger RNA of Cydia fagiglandana, 4812 nucleotides long. It is a transcript of the gene CenB1A, whose product is annotated as arf-GAP with coiled-coil, ANK repeat and PH domain-containing protein 2. The record is from RefSeq and is a predicted model, not a curated record. Gene Ontology annotation, cellular component: cytoplasm. The transcript is spliced from 20 exons. The coding region runs from base 135 to 2543 and encodes 802 amino acids. Gene Ontology annotation, molecular function: GTPase activator activity; protein binding. Lineage: Eukaryota; Metazoa; Arthropoda; Insecta; Lepidoptera; Tortricidae.